AUGUUUUCAGGCGUGAUAUUCGAGAGCAGCGAUGGCGCUGCGACGGUCAAAACAGACGUCGAUAUGUCCCACUUGCGGCCGUGGAGCGAGGUGCAGGCGGAGGUGCAGCGGGUGCAGGCGGCCGUGCCGGGGACUGAGGGACAGACGCAGCGUCUGCAGCGCCUCCUGCAGCAGCUUGCCUGCCGUGCUCCUGCUAUACAGCUGCGUCGUCUGUGCGAGUGUCGCCUGCCGCUGCGCCCAACCUGCCUGGACUUCAGCCCCGACCGCGACCUUGUGGCGUGUGGCUGCUACGACAGGACGGCGCGCGUGUUCUGCGCCGCCACCGGCACCGCCGUAGCCACACUACGCGGCCACCACGACCUCAUCAGCGACCUCACCUUCCUCGGACCCCGCGUCGUAACCGCGUCGCUAGACGGGGACGUGAGGGUCUGGACAGGCCCCUGGCAGGACACCAGCCCCGCAGAAUUAUGGUCUGACCAGGAAUACUUCGGAGGAGAACGGGAGCUUAGAGUCGUGAACCACCAUAAACAAAGCAUCAUCUCGUGA
Hyalella azteca is the source of this 546-nucleotide messenger RNA. RefSeq names its product dynein assembly factor with WDR repeat domains 1-like. Gene Ontology annotation, molecular function: protein binding. The transcript is spliced from 5 exons. Bases 1 to 546 code for a protein of 181 amino acids. The record is from RefSeq and is a predicted model, not a curated record. Lineage: Eukaryota; Metazoa; Arthropoda; Malacostraca; Amphipoda; Hyalellidae.